Molecule: messenger RNA, 291 nt
Organism: Vanrija pseudolonga
Lineage: Eukaryota; Fungi; Basidiomycota; Tremellomycetes; Trichosporonales; Trichosporonaceae
Exons: 3
Coding region: 1-291 (96 amino acids)
Source: RefSeq, a predicted model, not a curated record
AUGCGUACCCAGUUCCUUGUUAUCAGCGCUCUUGCCGCCUUCGCCGCCGCUCAGUCGACGUCCGACCUCCCCUUCUGCGAGGACGCGACCGGCACCAUUUCGGGCACUGGCUCGGCCCACCCCGCUGCCACCACUGCCAGCGCCCCGCUCGCCGGCUCGGGUUCCGCCUCGCACGCGCCGACCCCCUCUGCGGCCACGACCUCCAAGCCCUCGGCCGGCGACGCUGUCACUGCCCCGCACUUCAUCGUCCUCGCCGGCGCUGUUGUCGGCGGCGCCUGGCUUGCUCUUUAA